GCUUCAAAAAGCGUUUAUAACCAUGAAUUCGCUUAGACCUAACAUUAUCUCUUGAAGCUAGCGGUCUGUUAUGAAUCGGCGCUAGUACAGCGUACUAUGUGUAUACUAUCCAGUGUUACUCCACCUGUGCCGGUCUACACACACUUUCCCAAACCAUGACCUACCUGUGUUGAAUACUUACUUGUGUGCUUUCUUAUUCCAACAUUCUAAUUCAUUAUACGGAUUAAAAGAGUUACGGAGCUAGUGUUUACAUGAUAUUAUGAAAUCGUGGCCUGGCCAGUGAAUAAACUGAUCUGGUAUUCAAUCUGUGAUAUUUUAGAUUGUUUGGAGUGUGUAUAUAAUCGAGACUUUGUUACGAAGACAUUUCAUAACACGCUGACUACUUUUUUGAUAGAUUUCUCAGUGAACCAUGUCCAGCGUUUUCCUGAUUAUCUCAAUCGUCAUCACCUCGGCCACUCUGACAUCUGGCUACCUGUCUGGGAUGUGGCCCUGGAAGACAUGCAAGACGGCCUGCUAUCUUGGCUUUGGUUGUUACAGCAGCGAGAAGCCAUUCGACAACACACAGGGCGUUUUACCUUUGUCUCCAAAGAAACAGGGGUUGCAUUUCCUCCUUUACACUCGCAAGAAUCCUGUCCGUGCUCGAAAGCUCAAAUGGAACCAGAAAAGAAUCCAAGGGAAACUCAAUCUUCAACGUGACACAAUUUUCAUCAUACAUGGCUGGAUGGACAGUGCCAAAAACCCGAAGAUUCGCAGAAUGAGAAAGACACUUUUAAGAUUUCACAACGUCAACGUUAUUGCCGUGAACUGGAAACGAGGUGCAGGACACAAUUUGUACUACCAAUCAGCCGCUAAUAUUCGAAUCAUCGCCGCCAUGAUCUCUAAAUUCUUACUAAGACUCAAGUUUGAACUCGGCUACAGUAUGGAAAAGGUUCACAUCAUCGGCCACAGCCUGGGAGCUCAAAUGGCCGGCUAUAUCGGCACAGAGGUCCAGGGCAUCGGCAGAAUCUCUGGCAUAGACCCUGCCGGGCCGUCGUUUGAAGGGUACCCAACGGAGACCGUCCUUGACCCCUCUGAUGCCCUGUUUGUAGAUGUUCUGCACACCGACGCCCGAGACCUGUUUGUACUAGGUCAUCCCGGAUUUGGCGCCAAGUCAAGGAUGGGACAUGCAGAUUUUUAUGUCAAUGGCGGCCAUUCACAGCCUGGAUGUCCUUCCACAAUGAAUCAACAGUUGGGUCUGAUAGUGACUGGGAAAAUUGAUGUAUUCAUGAACAUGGGAUGCAGUCACAUUCGCGCGAUGAAUCUAUACCUGGAAUCCAUUAAUAUACGAAAGUGUAAAUUCACAUCGUACAACUGUACUGAUGGGGAUGGACUUACGGUAUCUGAAGGCUGUAACAGCUGUGAGAAUGGAUGUGCUCUCAUGGGCUAUCACUCAAACAUUGGUAACCCACAUGGCGUGUUCGUGUUAAACACAAACGAUAAGGCGCCAUUUUGUAUACCUGAGCCAGUUAAGCUACCGGAAUCUGUAGACGAAAAAGUUAUAGAAUCCUGACAAUGUAGCUCACCUGAAAUUAGCAAUUACUCUCCCAAAAUCAAAAUCAGCAUUGUGUCUGUGUGUUGUUUUCAUCACCUCCAUCGAACUGUGACUGAAUUGCGAAUCUCUACCAAAAGAAGUACUCAUCAUCAUCGCGUUUCCCAAAAACGACUAGUCAUUGGACUUUCAUUGUGAUUCAAUAAACCUCGUGACAUUUUACAUCACAUCAUCUUGUCAAACGGACCCUUAAUUCAUCAUGUGUGUUUAUUAUACAAGUGCUAAAUCACCUUUAAUGUAUCGUUAAUCUCUCAAUGAUAUUAAGUAAUGUGUGCUUCAUGUUCAUGUUUUUUUUUUUAUUAUAUUGUGUGUUGGAGUGUGAGAAGAUGGAGUGUGAGAAGUGAGAGUGUGGGAUUGUGGGGAGGUGUGCGUUUGUAAUUAGUAUGUGAAUGUGGGUGUGUCGGAAGUGUAGGAGUAUGGGGAAUGUGGAAGUUUGCUUGAAUAUGCCUGGUGUACCUGGUUUGAGAAUGUGUCCUACUUAAAGAAAUAAAAGUGUGUGUGUGUGUGUGUAUUUAUUACAGUAUGACUAUAGAGUGAAUGAAUAACAAGAUCUUUGCUAACGUAUUGAAGCUGAUCGGUGAGUGGCAAAACCUAGCCAAAUGACUCUUACGAACUAACUGCAAGGAGUGGUGCAUUCCAUGAAUGACUUUUUUAUCCAGCUAUGACCGGGCGUUGUCCCCAAGAUAUUAAUGGCAGCUCUUGUAAACAAAUGUCUGCUUUAGAUUUGUGUGUAAUACCAUAUGCCAAUACGUACGAUACAGCAAUAUUCACGUAACAAUGAAUACAUAAAUGACCAAUUAAACUAUCUAAACAAUUGUUUUUGAUUAUUUCUUAAUUUGAUUAUACUAUUUUUAAAUGUAUAUGAUUAUUAUAAAGAUAUAUAUUAACGACUUUUACAUCUAACUCCUAUUUUGAAACCUGUCGUAUCGUAUGUAUUGCUAUCUGUUGGGGAAAAUAUUGUAUUAACAACGGCAGUCUACCAAACAAAUACUUAAUCCAUUAGGCAUUCUACAGACAACCUAGCUAAAUCAGAUAUAAAGUAACCUAUUUGAUAUAUGACAUUGGGUAUCCUACAAUUGGUGCUGUGCCAGCCACUUUACGGGUGUGUUUCUACGUCAGAGUGUGUCAGAAAUUUAAGCAACUACAAUGCAAACCUUUUAUACAUGCUAUAAUUGUACAUUAAUAUGCCGGUUCAAUGUGACCGAUUCAGUACGUUGUUAAGUCACGGGUACUACUGUACUCGUGUUGUUAAAUAAAGUAUCUAUUUGCUACAU
Messenger RNA from Pecten maximus, 2862 nucleotides. Its product is annotated as inactive pancreatic lipase-related protein 1-like. The record is from RefSeq and is a predicted model, not a curated record. The coding region runs from base 410 to 1549 and encodes 379 amino acids. Gene Ontology annotation, molecular function: lipase activity. NCBI's taxonomy places the organism in Eukaryota, Metazoa, Mollusca, Bivalvia, Pectinida, Pectinidae. Gene Ontology annotation, biological process: lipid metabolic process. The transcript has 6 exons.